Tremella mesenterica DSM 1558 is the source of this 4779-nucleotide messenger RNA. RefSeq lists its product as uncharacterized. NCBI's taxonomy places the organism in Eukaryota, Fungi, Basidiomycota, Tremellomycetes, Tremellales, Tremellaceae. The record is from RefSeq and is a predicted model, not a curated record. Bases 1 to 4779 code for a protein of 1592 amino acids. The transcript has 4 exons.
AUGACCAAGCACAAAUCACUCCAAGAUACACCCAUGGUAUCUUUGGAUGACGCGAUCAGACAGGAGACACCCGCCAAAAAGUUGGCUUCCGAGAGCCCAGUGGCUCACCCUGCUUCCGUGUCGGUACAAUAUCAGCUCGCGGGGGGUGUUCGAUCAUGCACCAAGCCACUGACAAGAGGAGAAGACCUCGAUUCGCUCGUCGUCAAGAUCGCACGAGCACUACAAAUACCGCUCUACGGAACUUCCAUCCGGCUAGCUCAUGUGAGAAAGGAUGGAACAGAGGGUGAUAUCUACGAUGAAUAUGACUUUCAGGCAUUCCGGGAAAGGGCACUGGCCUCUAGCCAACCUCUGAUAGUCAAAGUUUACUCGGCGUCUUCCAGCGUUCGUCCCAUGGAACCUUUCACACCCGAUCCAGUCAGGUCAGUAGCGUCAUCCGCGGCGAAAGGAAGUAGCCUGUCCGACUCUAUCUUUAAAGUCCCGACCAUGAAGAAAAAGCCGGAGCACAAAGCCAUGCUGGCAAACGACGAUCAUACCCCGAGGGCGACUCCAAAAUCAGCCUUGUCAACCCCUUCCAUUCAAGAAAUCAAGACAUCGGAUGCCGUUGCCCUUCGAACACCGGGUAGUGGAUCGGGGACUGUAUCGCGGAAGCGACGCCGGAAAAGAAAGAGUCAAGCCGUUCACGAGCCGACUUCCCUCGACAUCCCUCAUGUGCGCCACGUAUCCCCUGCCAGAACAAAUGCUACACCGUUGCCACCUGGGGCUAGAGAAAGAACUGUCGCAGUCUCUCCGGCACUUCCACGUGAGCAAUCACUCAUUCCUUCCUCACCGGAUUUGAGAGGAGUCACGGAUGAACCUUCGGACGAUCUCGAACAGCCAUCUACAAGUGAUCCCAUUUCUCCUGUACAGGUCGAUGAUACUUCCCCGAUAGCUGCAACUCCUGACCGUGUCAGUUCGUCGGCCACUCCCGAUAUCGAGAGGCCCGUCCAUGAGCCUGCUUCCGAGGCUCUUCCUGAGCCGACUCUCGAACCCGCCCUCAAAUCUGCGCCUGUCAUGCCGAUCCUGGCUCCUGUUGCCAUGCCACCUCCAGAGACGGUGGAGCAUCCCUCAAGUCGCGCUAGCACACCGUUGCUAUCAUCUGAUUUAUCAUCCGAUAUUUCAGAUGCCGAGACUCCUUCAACGAUCGCUCGUGAUGGAUCCAGCGCACCUUCAGGGAGAUCUCAUGUCGACGAAAAAGUCGAAGAAUCCAGCAAGCCUGUCACGACGAGCGAAGAGAUUUCAGCUGCUGUGACCGAAACACCUGCAGGUGUUCGACUAUCAGAGUCUCAUCCACAUCCACUAUCCCUUUCUCUUUUCUCCCCAUACAGCAUCUUCUUCCGAGACCAACAGCUCUUGUCCAUUCGUCAUCCCAGAAUGUCGUCUUCUUCCAUCGACCCCCCGGUAAAGAGGUUGUUGAAGCGCAAUGAAGAGCAGAUGCUAAGUUCGGACGAGGAUGAAAAUAAGGAGGUACCGCGGAAGAAAAGGAGAAAUAGGACUAAGAGGAAGGCUUCGGCGGAACCCUCAGGAUCGGAUCCAGUCAUCGAAGAGCCGGGUCCUUCGGAAUUUCCUAGCGAGAAGGUUGUCGGCACUGACGUGCGAGUGUCGGACCCGCCUCAAACUUUGCCGAGCAAGGCGAAACAGAAAGCCGGGCAGAAAUUAUCGACGACAUCUCCGAAAGAGGCCCUGGCGGGAGGAAAAUCGACUGAAGACGCACCUGCGGACUUGGCCUCUAAGAAACGCUCGCGCAAGCCAAAAGCUGCCUUGACUGUUGAUGCGGACAAAGCUAAUACUCUUCAAGCACCGACUACCAAUACCCCUCUCACCUCGGCCAUCAGUCCUAUCGAACAGUUUCCCAGUCCCCCCACCGCAGAACUCAAUAACGUCAGCGCUUCAUCCACAAAAUCAGGACAGUCCAAACUCGGUAAACCGGCCCUGCCCGCCAACGUCGGACCUCGCAGUGUCAAAGCUGCACAUGCUCGAAUGGCGUAUCGUGCCGCUUGUGUCAUUUGCGGUGAAAUCCCUAUACAUCUUCAAAAAGACUGUCCAAUCGUCAAACAAGGUGUCGACGCUCUACGUGGCAUUUUGAUACAACGUAAAACGGAGCCGGAUGUCGAAGGUGGCGUCAAAUCUGCUUCAAUCGACGCGAUAGAGAUGUGGAUACGUCGUCUCACCAAGAUCAAAUCCAAAGUGACUGGGACGGUCACUCCAACGGCUAUGGCAUCUGUCUUGGACUCGUCGGUAGCUGAAGUUUUGCAGAAACGACAGGAAAGAUCUGGGAGUGGUUCUAUGGCAGCAGUUUCUGCCCAGCUAGGACCGGAAGAACCAGUAGAGAUUGUAGACGCCAAUUCGAAUAGGCCCGAGACGACUCCACCUUCUCCCCUUGUCAAUGAGCCCAAGCGGUCUCCAUCUCCUCAACGGGCUAUCCUAUCACCAAUUCUCCACAAAGCCCAAGCAUUAGCUCGCAAGGCAGGAUCGAUGUCAGGUUGGAGCGUCUCAGAUGCCGUCAUUGAGACGGGUGCCUCGGAAUCUGACUCGGAGACUUCCGACCUCGGAGGGACCUCGGACGCAGACGAAGACCCAGUCAGACAAGUGUCUGGACCUGAGGGGAUCAAUGGUCCGUUGAAGGAGGGCGAAAGUGAGGAGGAGGACGCAGAUGGAGAUGAGGAUCAGUCUGAUAGCGCGAGCGAGGACGAGGACGAGGAUAGUGGAGAUGAACAGUCUAUCUCGCAGCAGGAUAACGUCAAAGAUGUGGAUACGAGCUCUGGGACUUCGAUCAGUGUUCCUUCCGGUGAUGUUCUGAGACAUUUCCUGACUAAACCACAGUCCCCUCGAGCACAAAGACGGGCGAGCCAACUUGCGGCUAACAUGCGUUCGUCGGUCAAUAUUUUGGAUGAAGAUGGAGAAUUGGACGAGGAUGAGGAUGAAAGUGACGAUGUCGAUUCUCAGAAGAAACCGCCACAGAGUGGUGAGCAUAAACGGGGAGAUGAAGAUAGUUCAAUCGAGGAAUUUGGCGAGGCUGAAGAUGGCGCGUCAACAAAUGACUCGGAGAUCGAGCCCGUGACACAACCACCUCAAAUCGCAAUCACUGCCGUUGAUGACGAGGUCGACCCCUCUGAGGCUUCAUCCGAUGGGGACGGUGAGUCCUCCGAAAGAAAGAACACGACCGAAGUCGUCGAGACAGUUGCGGAGGAUGGUGAAUUUGACGAUGAUGAGGAUGAAAAUGAAAAUUCCGAUGUUCCAGGAGUCGACGAUGGAGUAGAAGAUGGGGAGUUCGACGAAGACGGGUCCGAAGAGGAUGUGUUACAGGAUGAACCAUCAAUACGUUCCAUUAAAUCAUUCGCUGAACUCAAUCAACCCAGUCCCUCUGUGGAGAACUUUGGCGGUCAUAUUGCUCUUAUGAACGCUAUCGAUGAAGAGGCGACUGCCGAUACGGUUCUUCCCCCCGCCUCGGCCGGCGGCAACGACGUAAUCGUCGAAAGUCAGAACGAACCUUCUGCAGAGCUUAGACCUACCCAACUGGUUCCUACUGGUCUGCCCUCUCCCCCUUCUUCAGAUCACGAUCAAGAUCCUCCGAGAGUCCCACCGCCAAAACCUCCUCCACGUGCUCAACGCAGUCGGACGUCGAAGGAGGUUGUGAACACCUCACAGAGUAGUCUGGCUCCACCAGCCGAGAUCUCUACUCAAAGACGGCAAACUCGAUCUACCUCAAAAGAAGUAUCUACACAACGUGUCACACGAUCAAUGUCUAGAGAACCAUCGCUUCCCGUCUCCCCUCGAACACUCAGGACACCCAAGCGUGUCAUCACCGACACUGUAGUGGUGGACAAGACGACAGGGGGCAUGACAAGUGAUGUCAGUGAUACUGUUGGUCGCCGACGAACAAACAGAAAAUCCACUCAGCCCGAACCUAAAUCAUCUUCUCAUCCUCCAGAAUCACCAAUCACACUUGUACCUCCUUCAUCACUUCCUCAUCCCAUGAAUGUUCCGAACACACUUUCUGAUCCUGUGGAUAUACCCACUUCCAGCUCACUCAAUUCGGAUACACCAAAAUCUCGUCCGGUGAAGGGACGGGCAAAAAAGAAUGAUGGAUUAUUCAUGACGCAAAGUCAACCCGCUGCUACUCAAAUGUUCUCUGGAAGUUUACCUAACACUCAAGUACAAAAAAGUCAAUCACAAAGUCCUGAUGUUUCUUCUGGUCGAUCCGUUCUCAAUCGUCGAUCAAAAACAAGUAUACGACAUACAUCUCCUAUAGUGGAAGAAGACGAAGAAGACUCUUUACCUUCACAAAGUGUUAAAACUCCUAUUGCAACUCUUUCUCAAUCAAAACCUCCCACGUCGUCAUCAGACCCUCUUUCAAAUAAGAAGAUCAAUGUCAAAUUGGAUGGAAUAGUAAAUGGGAUAAAGUCACAUAUUGAUGGCCCCGAUACAUCAAGUGAAUCUGAAUCCCCAAUACCAAUUCUUCCACCACGUCGAACGAACCGUUCAGCGGCAUCUCAACCUAUCAUCUCUAUCCCUUCUUUGUCUUCUUUAUCCAAAGAACAUCUACGUAUUCGUUCUACUAGGAAUACCAACCAAAGUGUUAGUCAACCCAUACCGAAGAAAGCUGAGAUGGAAGAAAGUAGUUCCGAAGAGGAAAGCAGUUCCGACGAAGAGUCGAUCGUGAAGGAGAAUCUGAAAGGAAGGUUCGCAAAUGGGAGUAUGAAGAAACGUAAAGUUAAUCAGAGGGUGGUGAAGGGUUGGUAA